GCCUGCCUGCGUAAGAGAAACAUGGCGGAAGGCGAGUUGAACGUAGACAGCCUCAUCUCCCGGUUACUAGAAGUCCGAGGAUGUCGUCCAGGGAAGAUCGUCCAGAUGACGGAGGCUGAGGUGCGGGGGCUCUGCAUCAAGUCCAGAGAGAUCUUCCUCAGUCAGCCCAUCCUGCUAGAACUCGAGGCUCCGCUCAAAAUCUGUGGUGACAUCCAUGGACAGUACACCGACUUGCUGAGGCUAUUCGAGUACGGCGGUUUCCCUCCGGAGGCCAACUAUCUGUUCCUGGGCGACUACGUGGACCGAGGGAAACAGUCGCUGGAGACCAUCUGCCUGCUGCUGGCCUACAAGAUCAAAUACCCAGAGAACUUCUUCUUGCUCAGGGGGAACCACGAGUGUGCUUCCAUCAAUCGCAUCUACGGCUUUUACGACGAGUGCAAACGCAGGUUCAACAUAAAGCUCUGGAAGACAUUCACAGACUGUUUUAAUUGCCUGCCCAUAGCUGCCAUUAUCGAUGAGAAGAUCUUCUGCUGCCAUGGAGGUCUCUCUCCUGAUCUGCAGUCCAUGGAACAGAUUCGACGCAUUAUGAGACCGACUGACGUCCCUGACACAGGCUUGCUGUGCGACCUGCUGUGGUCGGACCCAGACAAGGACGUGCAGGGAUGGGGGGAGAACGAUCGGGGAGUUUCCUUCACCUUCGGGGCCGACGUGGUCAGCAAGUUCCUCAACCGCCACGACCUGGAUCUCAUCUGCCGAGCACAUCAGGUCGUUGAAGAUGGCUACGAGUUCUUUGCCAAGCGGCAGCUGGUGACGCUGUUCUCUGCCCCCAACUACUGCGGGGAGUUUGACAACGCGGGCGGCAUGAUGAGUGUGGACGAGUCUCUGAUGUGCUCCUUUCAGAUUCUGAAGCCGUCAGAAAAAAAGGCCAAGUACCAGUAUGGAGGGGUGAAUGCAGGACGCCCUGUCACCCCCCCUCGCACCGUUCAGGCACCUAAGAAGAGGUGAACGUCUUGCCCCCCCCUCCCCUCCCCCCUGACUCUCCUGCUCCUCCCCUGGCUGGUCUCUGGCCCGAGUCCCUGCAGGCUGCCUCAAACCCUCCAGCCUCCUCUCAGUAAGCUCGUUCGUGUGUAAACAGAAACUCCAGGAGUGUUUGCUGUUGCUCGUUCUGUGGGUAGUUUUAUGAACACGAGUGGUAUUUCCUUUACUCAAGUUUUUCUCAACGCCAUGGUGUGUAUUCACUCAGCCUUCGUUUCCACUGCUCAGUCCAUUCAGCAACAUUUAAAACUAACCCUUUGUGGAAAAGACGCUUCUCCGCCUCCAUGCACAACUUCCAUUGUGAUUUUGUGAACGCAUGCACACCUGUGACACUGAGACUGGUUCUUUGCCCUGGUUGAUAACUUUCUGUUCCACCUCGACUUGCCUAAUGUGCAUGUAAUUCACCUGAUUACUGCCAUUGCCCCUGUUUGAAUGGAGCUGAAAACAGAGAGGGAAUCGUUUGACAUAGUAGAAUAAGUUUAUAUCUUUACGACUGAAGAAUGUAAGGCAUCUCUAAAAUCCGGAGAUUUUCCCCAGAAAUUUAGCCAAAUGCAAGAAGAAACAUUUGUGAGCCUGUUUGAACUGUACUUUUAUGAGGGCAUUCAUAAACAAUAGAUACGCUGCAUUAGUUUAGUGUUUCCAGCUUCAGCUCUGAACACUUGCAUCCUUCACAUCACUAAACCAGCAUUUGUGGUUGUUGAAAAGGAGAAUUUCCAUUGUUGAUGUAAAGUAAAGAAAAAGGCAGAUGCAAUAGCAUUAAAUGUUCCUUUUUUUGUUCUGAUGUAAAUUCGGUGUGUGUGGAAAUGUGAGAACAAAACAUAGCUGAGCACUUUGAGUUGAUGUCCUUUAAUCUUGCUUAGAUCAUUAGGUAUGUAGAAACCAUAGACUGUAGAUUAAGAUGGACGAUGGUGAUCAGGGAGCUGUGGUAUCGAGGGCCCCCCCCCCCCCGAUUCACCAGCUGGACGAAUCACACGUCUCAGCCGUCAAAUCGGGACGUUGAACAUAGAUCAGUGUGAUAAAAUGACAGAAACCAGCUUUUGGGAAGAAAAUAUUGAAUUUUUUACUUUUUAAUUUGGUCCACAUCCCAUAUGCUAACAUAGAAAAAGCCGGGUUAAUGUCCUGUACGCCAGUCAGCCACCAGGGGGCAGUCCAGAUUAUUUGGCUUCACUUUUGUAGAGCUGUCAUGUCGUCCAUCUUUAUAUACAGUCUAUGGUAGAAACUUAGCCAUGGAUACGUGAAUGCAAGAGACGAACGUGUACAAAGAAAAGUGAAGAACUAAUAAAAACAAUACAAGACAAACCAUCUUACAUUGAACACUUCAUCGCAUGACAUUACACAACGUUGUAAAGGGGUCAACACAAUAUUUUUUGUUGUCGGCAUUAUGCUAGUGAUGUUACACUGUUUCCACCUAGUGGUUAUUGAAUGAAGUACAGUGAAUCAUUUCCAACUCACUGAUAAACAUUGGACUUGUGUAUUUUAAUUUAAUAUGGUAUAAUCUUGCCUUGUACAGCGAUUGGUCCUCGAGUUGAAAACAGUUACGUUACGAUGUUUUGAGAUUUGUACGACUUUGUUUCAAAUGAGUGAAAUAAAUGGAAGUGCUGUGGA
This is a messenger RNA of Pleuronectes platessa (European plaice), 2640 nucleotides long. RefSeq names its product serine/threonine-protein phosphatase PP1-beta catalytic subunit. The coding region runs from base 22 to 1005 and encodes 327 amino acids. The record is from RefSeq and is a predicted model, not a curated record. The transcript is spliced from 8 exons. Gene Ontology annotation, biological process: regulation of circadian rhythm; circadian regulation of gene expression. Gene Ontology annotation, molecular function: protein serine/threonine phosphatase activity. Lineage: Eukaryota; Metazoa; Chordata; Actinopteri; Pleuronectiformes; Pleuronectidae. Gene Ontology annotation, cellular component: cytoplasm; nucleus.